UGUGCUGAACGGCUACAAUUAUGAGGCAGUUAAAAUAUAUGGCCAGCUAUCUGGAGCGUGUAAAACAAACUGUGAUAGGAGGCGAAAACAAAUCUGCCUGUUGUGUAGCAGAGUGCCAGUUUCCAGCGUUCAGCAUGUUUAUUUAUUUAUGGCCUUCAAGAAAGAAGGUCUCGGCACAGGCUGGACACCGGGCCACAGUGGUUAUCUUCAUCGCUCUACUGCCGGACGAGGAGGAGAGGGAGGUAUAGGCCACUGCAUUAAUGAUGCAUGGGGACCAGUACGUUCAGUUUAAAGUUCUCCAUGCUCCGUGCAGGCCUGAUCAAAUAUGCAUGAGCUACACCGCAUGUGCAGGCAGCAGCACGUCAAGUUACUUUCCACCUUGGCGGAGGCGCAGCGGCUCACGGCGCGCUUGUAGCAAAGCCAUCGGCAGGCUCUUCUGAAAAACCAUGCUCGAGCCGUCUAACAGCGACCUCCAACAUGUCAGGAUCCGUUAUCACUUUGUGGCGCGCAAUGCCAACGAGCUCACGGUGCAGCAGGGCGAUGAGCUGGAGGUCUUGGAAAACAACCAACAGUGGUGGUUAUUGAGGAACCGCAGUGGUCAGUCAGGCUAUGUGCCAUGUAAUGUGCUGGAAGAGGUCAAACCAGAAGAGCAGCAGUACAACCGAGCAGCUCUAUUCAGCAGCCAGGCUGUGAAUCCUUACAAAGGUACCACCACCAGCCCUGUACCUGUAAAUCACGCCGUGGUUUUGGAGAUGAAUAAAUCCUCCCGGGAUAAAGAUAACCGCGACCAGCAAAAGGAGGUAAACGAUGAGCUGCUGAAGAGGAUAACAGACAAUAAAGCUCAACCUCCGGCUCGAAACUUCCGGGUGGAACGCUCUAGCAGAUCCAUUCGCAUCACAGAUGAAUCGCAGCCCUUUGAGGUCCACGCUUGGCUCAAUGCGAAGGGAUUUUCUAGGCCGGUGGUGGAGUGUCUGGGGAUCCUGAACGGAGCUCAACUCUUCUCUCUGAGUAAGGAUGAGCUGAAAGCUGUGUGCGGGGACGAGGGUUCACGUGUCUACAGUCAGAUCACCGUGCAGAAAGCUCAAAUAGAGAGGGGUAAUGGCGAUACAGAGCUACAGGAGAUCAUGAGGCGACGGCAACAGGAGGUGGACUCAACCUGGGACUGAUUACAGUCAAUCAUGGCCUUAUUUCAUCACGUUUUCUUCAAUGCUCUUGUUCACCCUACAAUCAACAGCCACCCAGAGGAAUUCAGAACAGAUGGACUAAACAACUUCAGUCAUUACUGAACCCCAGUUCAGCCUAUUUCCUUUAUGACCCGUACAAUGUAGUGCUUAACGCUAGUGCUUAAACUGAUGAACAUGAAUGCAUUGGGAGUGAAGUCUUUAACCUCCAUUUAUAGAGAGGAAAAUGAUUUUGAUAGCAGGCUUUGACUCACAGUAUGAUUGAUACCAAUAAAGCCAUGGCUCACAAAUUUAAAAAUAUAUAUAUUUCUGGUAAUAUUAGUUCAUUCCAAAACCCAUUUGCAGUUUUAAAGUAAUAUCUUGGCCAUGUUUGUGGCCAUUUUCACUACUUGUCCCGAUAUCCUUCAACUUAACUGGUGUUUUUUUUAAUGCAUCCUGUCAAAUGUCAUUGCUUCUGAGGUUGAGUAAAGGUUGACAUUUUAAUUUUGGGAUAAACUAUUCCAUUUGUAGCAAGUCCCAUCUGUUUCUGCAUAAAUAAUCAAUGGUAAACAGCAAAAUCAAAUGGUAUUAAGUAAUGCAGUGGAGUACUGUAAUAUUAUCGCAUACUUAAUUCAGAUAAAUGAGCACUUAAAUAUAAAUCUUAAACUGUGUCGUUAUUUAGUUUUCCAUUAUUUUCAGUUCACCCGUGCUUCACACUUCAUUAAGGCAAAUCAGAUCAUGUUUAUUCAUGUUAAUGGAUGAUUAGACUAUUAUUUGUUUCCUUUGCAUCUAAUGAUAGAAAUAAAAGCACAUAGAGAUGUAUUAAAAAACAUUGAUGGUGUGAAUUAUGAUUCAGAACGUGUAUUGUGUCAUUAAACAAAAUAAAGCAAAAAAAUAAACAACUCAUAC
Molecule: messenger RNA, 2069 nt
Organism: Danio rerio (zebrafish)
Lineage: Eukaryota; Metazoa; Chordata; Actinopteri; Cypriniformes; Danionidae
Source: RefSeq, a predicted model, not a curated record